Molecule: messenger RNA, 2585 nt
Organism: Cucurbita moschata (crookneck pumpkin)
Lineage: Eukaryota; Viridiplantae; Streptophyta; Magnoliopsida; Cucurbitales; Cucurbitaceae
Product: protein INVOLVED IN DE NOVO 2-like
Exons: 8
Coding region: 191-2122 (643 amino acids)
Biological process (GO): gene silencing by siRNA-directed DNA methylation
Source: RefSeq, a predicted model, not a curated record
CCCCGUGUCUCAGCUUUUUCUACUGUCCAAACUCGGUCCUCACUCCAACCCCAGUUCUUGGAUUCGCUCUCAAUUCGCGAAUUCAAUUCCCCUUUUCUCUCCCAGCUCAGAGAACCACCACUCGUUUGUUUUUCUGCGCCAGACGCCUCUCGAUUCUCCGAUUGUCGUCAGGUGCUGUUCAUCAAGUUGGAUGGGAAGUUCCACAGAUGAUUCUGAUGUGGACACUGAUAUCAGUGAAUCUGAAUUGGAAGAGAGGGAAAGCAGGUCAUAUGAAGAACUGAAAAAUGGAAAUCACAUCGUGAAACUCUCGCACGAGACAUUUACUUGCCCCUAUUGUACGAGAAAGAGAAAGAGGGAUUUCUUAUACAAGGAUCUCCUGCAGCAUGCUUCUGGUGUAGGCAAAAGUUCUUCCAAUAAACGGAAUGCCAAAGAGAAAGCUAAUCAUUUAGCUCUAUUGAAAUAUUUGGAAAAAGAUCUAGCUGAUGCUGUUGGUCCAUCAAAACCUGCUAGCAACAAUGAUCCUGUUAUGGAUUGCAAUCAUGAUGAAAAGUUUGUGUGGCCUUGGAGAGGAAUUGUGGUAAACAUUCCGACUAGGCGUACAGACGAUGGACGAUAUGUGGGAGGAAGUGGAUCAAAGUUUAGAGAUGAGUUGAAAGAAAGAGGAUUUAAUCCCACAAGGGUUAUUCCAUUAUGGAAUUAUCGGGGCCACUCAGGUUAUGCUAUUGUGGAAUUUAAUAAAGAUUGGCCUGGUUUGCAUAAUGCUAUUUCGUUCGAGAGGGCUUACGAGGCAGAUCAUCAUGGGAAAAAGGAUUGGCUGGCUAAAGGUACUGAGAAACUAGGACUUUAUGCUUGGGUUGCUCGUGCUGAUGAUUACAACGCAAAUAAUAUAAUUGGGGAACAUUUACGUAAGAUUGGAGACCUUAAAACCAUAUCUGAAAUUAUUCAGGAGGAAGCACGGAAGCAAGAUAGGCUCGUGUCCAAUCUUACAAGUAUCAUUGAGCUCAAGAACAAACACUUGAAAGAGAUGGAGAAAAGAUGUAGUGAAACUGCCACCACCCUUAACAAUUUAAUGGGGGAGAGAGAGACAUUACUUCAAGCCUAUAACGAAGAGAUCAAAAAAAUCCAACUGGGUGCCAGAGAUCACCUUAAGAAGAUCUUCAAUGAUCAUGAAAAACUAAAGUUGCAACUGGAUUCUCAGAAAAAAGAGUUCGAGUCAAGAGGAAGAGAACUGGAAAAGCGUGAAGCCCAAAACGAAAAUGAGAGCAAGUAUCUGGCUGAAGAAAUUGAAAAGUAUGAGGUGAGAAAUAGUUCUCUUCAAUUGGCUGAAUUAGAGCAGCAGAAGGCUGAUGAAGAUUUUAUGAAGCUGGCAGAUGAUCAAAAGAAACAAAAAGAGGACCUCCACAAUAGAAUAAUCCGACUGGAAAAACAACUGGAUGCCAAACAAGCACUAGAGUUGGAAAUUGAGCGUCUUCGUGGGACAUUGAAUGUUAUGAAGCACAUGGAAGAUGAUGAGGAUGUGGAAGUCCUCCAAAAGGCAGAGUCAAUUCUAAAAGAUUUGAGUGAAAAGGAAGGAGAACUUGAAGAACUCGAUGAACUUAACCAAACAUUGAUAGUAAAGCAGCGCAAGAGUAAUGACGAGCUCCAAGAAGCUCGUAAAGAGAUAAUUAAUGCUUUCAAAGAUUUGCCUGGUCGUUCUCACUUGCGUGUUAAGAGAAUGGGUGAAUUAGAUACAAAACCAUUCCAUGAAGCAAUGAAGAAGAUAUAUAACGAGGAGGAAGCAGAUGAGAGAGCUUCAGAGCUGUGCUCAUUGUGGGCAGAAUAUCUCAAGGACCCAGAUUGGCAUCCUUUCAAAGUAAUUAAGGUCGAAGGAAAAGAUACCGCCGAAGGAAAAGAUAAGGAAAUUGAAAUUUUGAAUGAUGAAGAUGAGAAACUGGAAGGUCUGAAAAAGGAUUAUGGCGAGGAAGUAUACAAGGCUGUGGCGUCGGCUUUAAUGGAGAUAAACGAAUACAAUCCCAGUGGACGGUAUAUAAUAUCGGAGCUGUGGAACUACCAAGAGGAAAGGAAAGCAACGUUGCGAGAGGGAGUAAAAUUCUUACUGGACAAGCUGAAUAAAAACAACUAGAAAAGGGAAACACCCUGAAGCAGCCAUAAUGAUUGAACCAACAACAUUGCCUUGAAAUAAAACGCAACACGUUUUUUCGUUCAGCAUGCUCGUAUGGAGUCAUCUGAUAUUUCUUUACAGAAAAUCAAAACAUGGGCGUGGAGAUGAAGUUCUCUUCCUUGCAACUAGAAGACAUAACCAGGAGAUGGAGGACUAUGAGCCAGUAAGUCAUGUCACUGUAUGUGUUCUGUAUCCAGUAUUGAUAAUGCAGACUUGUUUAUCUAUUAUCAUUUACUGAUCUUACUAUUUAAUUUGCUCUGAAAACGUAUUAUAGUUUGUCGUCUUCAAUCCGAGGGGCGAUUUGUAACCUACAUGUAAUGUCGAGUCUAGAGACUGAGUGAUAAUUUCUAUCUUAUUCAUGUUUCAAUAAUGUAAGAGCUUCUGAGCAAUUUUAUGAAUAGCUUGGAUAGCCAUUGUUGUUGAA